Cydia pomonella (codling moth) is the source of this 1401-nucleotide messenger RNA. RefSeq lists its product as uncharacterized. Gene Ontology annotation, molecular function: nucleic acid binding; zinc ion binding. Lineage: Eukaryota; Metazoa; Arthropoda; Insecta; Lepidoptera; Tortricidae. Bases 128 to 1165 code for a protein of 345 amino acids. The transcript has a single exon. The record is from RefSeq and is a predicted model, not a curated record.
UGGAUCCCGUUACUGUGGUAAGUGGCCAAACACGUUUGCUCUGUUCCCACAUCCUAUAUCUCCAGGCUACUAUAUAUAUCUUAAAUCCGAAAUCUCUUUAUCUUGUGACAUAUAUAUUUAAUCAAAAAUGUCCCCAAUCACUGAAACUAUGGCCGCGCAAGCAGCAAUUAAAGAUACAAUCAAACUAGAGACAACAUCACCCACUACAUCAAAUGAGGCCAAUUCGGAAACAAUACCUUUAAACACACUCCUCCGGUUAAUACCGGAUUUCGACACAGCACAACCCGCGCAAGUUUAUAGGUUCGUUCGCUCAUGCGACUCCGCUUUUGAAUUGGCAAACGCAUCUCAACAACCAGUGAUCCUCACAUAUACGUUAAAUAGAAUUUCUGGGCAGAAUUCGUCAGAUAUAUUUGCAAAAAGGUACCAAAGUUGGUCAGAGCUGAAAACAUUCCUAAUUCAAAAAUUCUCACAAACGAAAACGUUGACACAUCUUAACUUAGAGCUUCAAUCAUUAUUCCAAAAACCGAAUGAAUCGGUCACCGAUUACUUUCAUAGAGUUGACUUAUGCCGUAAUAAAAUCCUCGACAAAUUAACCGCCGAAGUUUCUGACGCAUCAUUGAUCGGCCGGAAGACCAGCACUGAGGAAACCGCCUUAAGCAUAUUUGUAAAUGGUGUGAGCUCUAAUCUGGGUUCGAUGCUGAGGACAAAAGGUUUCACCACCUUGUCCGAGGCUGGUACAUUCGCGAUUCAAGAAGAAAAGAUUCAAAACAUGAAUCACGCACGUCAGGUCCUAUUUAGAACCCCAGCUUAUAGUAGCACCAUUCGUAGGCCAACGCCACCGAUUAAUCAGACUCAAUCUUCACUUUCAACCGCACAACCAAACACAUUUAGGCCAACAAAAACGUGUAAUUAUUGCAAAAAACCCGGUCACCUGAUUUCUGAAUGCAGAAAGAGAGCUUACAAUAAUAAUAUAAAAAAUCAUAAUAUAGAACGCCCUACUAAUGCCCCUCUUCGCAUCAAUAAUUUAAACUUACAAGCGGCCGAGGAAACGGGCUUUCACUCGGGAACCGCUUCGAUAUAUUGCCCGAAUACCCCGAUGACUUCAUCAAGACAAAACACAGCCCCGGAACUUUACGAAACCAUGCAGAACCUACAACUACAAUAGAUAAAAAUACAUCUAGAUCUUCAAAAUUUCAGCAAUCUCCAAAUACUUUAAAUGCCGAAGUUAUGCGACCGCAAACAAACCCAGUCUAUCGGAGACACCUGCGCGACGCAUCCACACAAACUCCAGAACAAUCUAAUAUCACAGAAAAUCAAAUUCCUAGAUCCACUAAAUCGCUAAAUCAACCAGAACAAUCUAAUAUCACAGAAAAUCCAUUUCCUAGAUCCACUAAAUCGCUA